Molecule: messenger RNA, 1355 nt
Organism: Mangifera indica (mango)
Lineage: Eukaryota; Viridiplantae; Streptophyta; Magnoliopsida; Sapindales; Anacardiaceae
Exons: 5
Coding region: 367-1173 (268 amino acids)
Molecular function (GO): ubiquitin binding
Source: RefSeq, a predicted model, not a curated record
GAGGGGUGCGCUUCAUGCAUCUGCCCUUCUGGAAGUAAACUUUAACUUGCAUGGUGAUAAAAAUCCCAGGUUCCAAAUAGAAACUUACUGAACAAAACCCCACUUUUCUUUUUCACUAUUCUCUUCUUUAUUUUCCUCGGUUUGUUUUAGUUUGCCUUCGCCAUAACCAAAAACAAAACAAACCAGAGGAAAUAUAUGACUGUACGGGAAAGAGAAGAGGGAGAAAAUAAAUUUAAUUAAAAUGUUGUUUUAAAAUAACGAAACACUUCAACCUUGAUUUCUCGGUUCCAUUUUCAUCAGAUUGAAGUGGGGUUUUUUUAAGGGAUAGGAAGAAAAUUAAAAAAACUCCCAGGAUUUUAUUUUGCGAUGUCUGCAGGGGUUUGUGGGAAACGGGUGGGGUUCGAAGAAAUCUUCGGAUCCUCGUCUCCUACGUCGGCCAAGAGAUCCAGGUGUUAUAGUUACGGAUCUCCCAUCCGAUCAGGAUCCGAGGACCCCGUUUCGGCGUUGCUUCAGAUGUUUCCUGACUUGGAUCCUGAGAUCGUAAAAUCUGUUCUCAGGGAUCAUGACAGUAAGAUUGAAGAUGCAAUGGUGAGUUUACAUGCACUUUCUUUUGGUGACUUUAGUGAAAGAGCUAGAUCACAGGGACUUGGUUUAACAACAGAUUGGAAUAGUGCUGCUGUUCCUGGUGAUAGUGGGGCUACAAGUACUCAAAUUCCAGAAGAGAAUGUUGGAAAUACAUAUGCGGGUUUUGAUGGUGAAAAUAUAAUGGAUGGGUCCAAAUGGGUGGAUUUGUUUGUGCACGAGAUGAUGAAUUCAACUGAUCUUGAUGAUGCUAGAGGACGUGCUGCCAGGAUUUUGGAGGCUUUUGAGAGUAGUAUAACUGCCAAUUCAAAGACAUUGAAGGAGCAGCAUGAGCAUGCUUCUCUAAAGGAGCAUAUGAAGAGCUUGUUGAAUGACAACCAGAUUUUAAAGAGAGCAGUUGCUAUUCAACAUGAACGCCAUUUAGAGCAACAGGAGAGGGACAAGGAAGUACAACAUUUGAAGCUAGUGAUCAGCCAGUACCAAGAACAAGUUCAGACUUUAGAGAUGAGUAAUUAUGCAUUAAAGGUCCAUCUUCAAAGAGCACAAGAAAGAAGCUCUAUUUCUGGGCAAUAUCACCCAGAUAUAUAUUAAGGUUCUUAUGCGAGUUGCCUUCAAUUUUAGUGUUUCCAAAUACCCCUCUCUCUUACUUUCCAAGAGGUAAUCGAGCAAUAUUAAGAUUUCUACACAGUUGUACUAAAUGAUCAGCUAUGUGUUUGACUUAAGCCAAUAAGCAUUUUGGCCGCAUCUUGUGUUAAACUUCCAGCUUCAAGUCA